Molecule: messenger RNA, 631 nt
Organism: Protobothrops mucrosquamatus (brown spotted pit viper)
Lineage: Eukaryota; Metazoa; Chordata; Lepidosauria; Squamata; Viperidae
Gene: TM4SF4
Product: transmembrane 4 L six family member 4
Exons: 5
Coding region: 1-615 (204 amino acids)
Cellular component (GO): membrane
Source: RefSeq, a predicted model, not a curated record
AUGUGUUGUGGAGGGUGUGCCAAGUGUCUUGGAGUUACUCUCAUUCCUUUAAGCAUACUAUGCGUUCUCGCCAAUAUUCUCUUAUUUUUUCCUGGGGGAACAAUUGAAAUUAGUGACAAUAUUUCAGAUGAAGUUUGGUACUUUGGAGGAAUUUUGGGUUCUGGUGUGCUGAUGGUGUUUCCAGUUUUGGUCUUUUUGGGCCUUAAGAAUAAUGAUUGUUGUGGAUGUUGUGGAAAUGAAAGCUGUGGAAAAAGAUUUGCGAUGUUUAGUUCUAUAAUAUUUGCAGCAGUUGGAAUUGUGGGAGCUGGUUACAGUUUUAUUGUGUCAGUUGUGGCUUUGAACAGAGGCCCGAAGUGUAAUACUGAUAGAAACAAUACUAGCAUCUGGACAUAUCCAUUUUAUAACGGGGAAUACCUUACGGAUCAUAAUUUAUGGGACAAAUGCCAGUCCCCAGAAUCCAUUGUGCCCUGGAAUCUAACACUCUUCUCUCUGCUGCUGAUAAUGAGUGGAGUUCAGCUGGUCGUGUGUGCCAUUCAGGCAAUCAAUGGUCUCUUUGGAGCUAUCUGCGGAGACUGCAAAUGUUGUGGGUGCUGUGGGGGAAAUGGAACAGUUUAAAGAAGAUGAUUGCAAU